GAGGCGGAGCUCUGAACCUGACCUUCGGCGCAGUCCGCUGCGUGAAGGGAUGGACACGAGCCAGCUGCGUGGCUUGGAUCCUGUGCUGCCUCGUGGAGGUAGCUCUGGACAUGUCCGAAAUCAAGCAAAACUUCAGGAACAUGGCCCUGAGCUUCAGAGGGAUGGAGCGGCAGCCCCCGACAAUCCUGCAAAUGGCAUUGCGGUUCUCGCGGGUUAUGGAAUUGCAGGCGACUACCGUGACAGGCAGCACCGAGGCUCGCUUGGAAGCUGCCAUUGAGCAGUUCAACAAGGGCAGUGACCUCAAUGUCAAGCAUUCACUCGAUGACGACAAAAAGAGAUCCAUCCUGAACAUAUUGACUGGAACAACCAAGGAGACCCGCGACAUCAUGGCCAUCCACCUGAACUUCUACAAGUGGCGGGAGAGUGCACUGUCUACCGAACAGAUGAAAAGCUCUCGCUGGCUGCUUGGGGCGACGAGAAAGAACACGGCCGAGGCAGUGAAGCCGCACUUGGUGGUGAAGGCCCGAGGCCAAGAAAUGCUCAUGGCUUUGCACAUCCGCCAAUUCGAGAAGGGUGGUCGCCGGUUGAAGGCGAGUGCUCGGACCAAGCUGCGCUUGUCACCGCCAGAUUUCGAGAAGCUGGUGGACUAUGCAACCCUGAUGGACUCUGUCAGGGAAGCUUCCAAGCUCCUGAAGAGUGAUCCGGAGAUUGAU
This is a messenger RNA of Symbiodinium necroappetens, 713 nucleotides long. NCBI's taxonomy places the organism in Eukaryota, Dinophyceae, Suessiales, Symbiodiniaceae. The record is from the annotation of a GenBank genome assembly.